AUGGUUGAAAAUGCCUCAAGUCCUGAGCCUGUUCCUAUUGAAGGAAUCUCCCAGAAAACAGCAUCCAGCAGAAAGCCAUCGCAUUACAUAUUUGAUUCGAAUGGGGAUACGCAGCUCAUUCUCAAUACAUACAAGGCUCAUUCCUUCAACUGGGUAGAAGAGACAGUCCGGGUAGAACAUAAAAUAUUUACAACGGAAUACCUCGAUAAGAAUCAGAAGAAGAAGAAAAGAAAGAAGCUGGGGUUGGGAUCCAAUCCCCCACCACCCCCACCACCUCCGGCGCCACCGGAGUCUCCUGUUCCAAUCCCAAUAUCGGUUACGGAGACUAUUGACGUAGGAUAUGCGGGGUUGGAUGGGACAGGUGAUGAGCAUUGUGAUCUUCUGAAUGAGGAAACAAUUAGGCUAGGGUGUACUGACGCUAAAACGAAUGCCGACAGCUCGACCCUGCCAGUGCAGGACUGGCAUCAUGGAGAGAGACCUGGAAUCGCACCUGACCAGGUAGAGAUCCGAAUGCUAGUGUCAGGGAAACAUUUGGCUCUAGCUUCAUCUUACUUUGAAAAGAUGUUUGCUGGUCCUUUUACAGAGGGAAAGACUGAUCCCUCGGGACUUCGUCAAGUCACAGCCAUCGACUGGGAUCCAGAGGCUUUCAACAUCAUUUUAACUAUUAUACACGGCUAUCAUCGAGAUGUACCUAGGUCGCUCAGCCUCGAAAUGCUUGCAAAGCUGGCUAUGAUUGUGGACUACUAUCAGUGCCACGAAAGUGUUGAGUUGUAUGCCGACAUUUGGUUAGCAAAUUUGAAUUCGCAGUUACCAACGGUUUACGGACGAGACUGCAUUCUUUGCAUGGUCAUAUCCUGGGUUUUCAUGCAACCAGAUAUGUUCCAAAAGAUGACUCGACUUGCAUUAAGGCAUAGUGGGACCUUAAUUGAAAGCGAUGAUCUCCCGAUUCCAGCCGACCUCCUUGAGCAAAUUGACAAAGCACGUCAGGAUUAUCUGUCUCAUAUCUUCUGGACGAUUUACGACCUUCUUGAUCUUCUUCUGGUGGAACCAGAGUGUUCCUACGAGUGCUCAUCCAUGCUCCUAGGUGUUUUAACAAAGGAGCUAGGAAAGCAUGGUGUUCUAGUCCCCCGUUGUGCGCAGCCAUUCUACGGGUUAAGCAUUGAAGGUUCUAAACAGAUGAUAGAGGGACUCAGGGAGCCCGGGUGGUAUACCGAUGGCAGGAUGUACGCUAGACAUCACUGUACUAUCCAGCAGAAACUAUCCCCAGCUCUAGAUAAGGCGGAGAAGGAGCUGCCUAUUUUCAACCUACAGGGCUUUCAGAUUGUAAAGAGUCACAUACGUCCCGAGAAGAGCUCAGGGGCGUUUUGGCUCAAUUAUAUGGAUUUGAGGGAGAGCAGAUAG
Molecule: messenger RNA, 1401 nt
Organism: Fusarium sp. VM40
Lineage: Eukaryota; Fungi; Ascomycota; Sordariomycetes; Hypocreales; Nectriaceae
Source: the annotation of a GenBank genome assembly